AUGGAUCCCUCAGCAAGCAGCACCGCGACCAACACAGCUCGACUGUCUGCCGAUUCGACCCGACCAGCUGAAGAUGCCGUCUUUGACUACCUGCCAGCCUCGCAGGAGGAGUAUGCCGCCGUAGAGAAGGAGUUGGUGCGCCGGAUCGACUGGACCCUGAUGCCCGUCAUGAUUUCCAUGAUUGUUCUGAACUAUCUCGAUCGCAACGCACUGCCCAAUGCGCGCAUCCAAGGCAUCGAGAAGGACCUCCAUCUGCAAGGGAACCAGUUCAACAUCUGCAUCUCGGUCCUGUUCGCAGGCUAUCUGACUCUGCAAAUCCCCUCCAACCUCAUCCUCACCCGGGUCAGGCCGAGCAUCUAUCUGCCCACAUGCAUGGCCCUCUGGGGCGUCGUCUCGGCAUCCACCGCCGCCGUCCAUGACUUCAGGGGACUCGUCAUAUGCCGCUUCUUUCUGGGCUUCCUCGAAGCCCCCUUCUUCCCUGGCGCGCUCUUCCUGCUGUCGAGCUGGUACACGCCGCGCGAGCUGGCCACGCGAACGGCCGUCAUGUACACGGGGAGCCUGCUCUCCAGCGCCUUUGGCGGCCUCGUCGGCGCCGGUGUGCAGUACGGCCUCGAUGGCGCCCGGGGCCUGCACGCAUGGCAGUGGAUGUUUGUCAUCGAGGGCGCCGCGACCGUGGCCGUGUCCCUGGCGUCCAUCUUCGUUCUGCCCGAUUUCCCAGCGACCACGGCGUGGCUGUCGAGCCAGCAGAGGGCGGUUGCCAUGCACAGACUGCGCGUGCACAGCGGGAGCGUCGACGAGGAAAAGGGCUCCGUGCUGCAGGGCCUCAGGAUGGCGCUUUUGGACUACAAGGUCUGGCUGCUGACGCUGAUUGUCAUUCUCAAGACGUCCGCCGCCGCUGUCACGGCCUUUAUCCCCACGCUGGUGGCUACAUUCAACUUUGGCAAGAUCGAAUCGCUGCUCAUGACGGCUCCGCCGUAUGUGUUUGCCGCUGUUGUUGCCAUGGCAGUCUCCGUGGCGAGCGACAAGCUGGAGGAGCGGUACUGGCACCUCGUUUGCCCGCUGGCCGUUGGCAUGGUCGGCUUCAUCGUUGCCGCGUGUACUCAUUCGUUGGCGCCGAGAUAUUUCUCCCUGUUCCUCAUGCUGGGUGGCGUGUACGGAUGCUUCGACAUUACGUAUGCUUGGCUGUCGUCGACUUUGCCCCGACCCCUGGAGAAGCGCUCGGCAGCCUUCGCCAUCACGAACAUGGUCGGCAACAUUGCCCAGGUCUACUCGCCCUACCUGUAUGACAAAUCGACGGGGCCGCAAUACCUGCCUGCCAUGAUUUCCAACAGCGCUUUUGUAUUCGGAUCUAUGGUGGCUGCUACUGCGCUGCUCUUUUGCUUGAAAUGGGAAAAUCGGAAGCUUGAUGAGGCCGAGGCCGUCCUUGAUGAGGAGCCACGCCGAGAGGACGAUGCUCCGGCCAAGAGUACCAGUAUUGUGGAGUCUAGAUUCGAAGGAACUGUAAAGUUGAAUAGAGGCUUUAGAUACAUGCUUUAG
Metarhizium brunneum ARSEF 3297 is the source of this 1536-nucleotide messenger RNA. RefSeq names its product MFS transporter prlL. Gene Ontology annotation, cellular component: membrane. Lineage: Eukaryota; Fungi; Ascomycota; Sordariomycetes; Hypocreales; Clavicipitaceae. Gene Ontology annotation, molecular function: transmembrane transporter activity. The record is from RefSeq and is a predicted model, not a curated record. Gene Ontology annotation, biological process: transmembrane transport.